GGCAGAACUUUUUCUGAGGCACCGCUGCUUGAUUAUGACGUCGGAUGGAAUGAACAAAUAACGUAACAAUAAACAAUAAUGCAAGGUUGGAAACCGAGAAUACAAGAGGCUGUGUUUGAGUAGUAGAAAUGAUCCAAAGAAAAUGACACACAAUCAUGUUUAUUAUUACGGUGGAUGUUAUUCUGUUCAAACCAGACUUGUUUCACCGAAGCAAGCAUCGACAUCGACAGAUCUGCGGGACGAAUCGAGUGAUGGAUCUAGUAUGGAUAUGAGAAAUCAAAAUGAUUCGGAAACAUACAAAAUGGCAAGUUAUCAUCAGAAUAGACUACAAAACUGUAAUGAAUUUCAAGAAGAGCCAGCACCCAUUAAUCCGAGUUCCUGUAUAGAUAACAACAAGCGUGUGAAGUUAACCCACAUGCCACGUGAUUCUAAUGGUUCAUACGAAACAUCAACUCAAAGUAGUUUUUCUAGAUCAGACGAUAGUGAUAUGGAAUUUGAAAUUUACCACACUUCUCUGGUGCAAAACGCAUUUGCACCAUGUCCACUCCAGGUUCCUCUAGAAGACAACUGUUUUUGUCCGCGUGCAACAUCAACGCCUACGAUGUCGCCCGAAAAUCCCAAAAGUCUUUCAAACCAACCAAUCAGAACAACAACGCAGAGAAAACCUGCUAAACGUAAAUUACAAUUCUCUUCCGAAGAUGACGAAGCUGUGUAUUACUUACAAGCAAAAUAUUUCAACAACCAUGAAAACUGAUAGUAUUUUUUAGGUGAACAAUUUAUUCAAACUUUUUUAAACGACAAAUCAUGUAGAAAAUUUAAAAUAAUUUGGAAAAAAUAAUGGUUGAAAUUAUAUUUUGUAUUCAUAUUCCAUAGUAUUUAUACAUUUUUAAUGCUCUAAUGAAGUGUAAUUUUCAUGUAUACUGAUAUAUAUUAUAUUUGAUAUAUAUUAUAAUUUAUAUUCUUAA
Mytilus trossulus (common blue mussel) is the source of this 965-nucleotide messenger RNA. RefSeq lists its product as uncharacterized. The coding region runs from base 143 to 754 and encodes 203 amino acids. NCBI's taxonomy places the organism in Eukaryota, Metazoa, Mollusca, Bivalvia, Mytilida, Mytilidae. The record is from RefSeq and is a predicted model, not a curated record. The transcript is spliced from 2 exons.